Lolium perenne is the source of this 787-nucleotide messenger RNA. The record is from RefSeq and is a predicted model, not a curated record. NCBI's taxonomy places the organism in Eukaryota, Viridiplantae, Streptophyta, Magnoliopsida, Poales, Poaceae.
CUCACGCACGCGCGCGCACGGCGGCCGGCGGCCAUGGGUCAUCACCAGCUAGAGGACCCUCUGGUUCCUGGGAUGGCGCCGACGGCUACCCGCCUGCUCGCCGUCGGAGGAGACACCACCAAGCUAGGCCUCCUGGUCACCAACCUUCGCCUGCGAGGCUACCAAGUGACGAGUAGCACCGAUCCGGCGGCGGCCAUGGCAGGGCUGCGCCAGGACGGACUGCAGAGCUUCAACUUCGACGUCGUGAUGGUCGACACGGACUCGGAAUACCCCGGCAGAGCGCGGGCCGCCCUGAAUAAGCUCUUUGAGUGGUUUGCCGUCCGCGAGCCGCUCCUUUGCGCAUACGGUAAUUAACUAGUUGAAUGCCCGUGCGUUGCCACGGCUGCUACUGUGUCUUUCGAUAUGUUUUUGAGUCUUGAUACAGAGAACCAAUCUGUGGUUGGAUGGUUAGGACGGCAGUGACACCCUCAGCCCAUCAGAGUUCAAAUCUCAGAUUUAACAUUUUGGCAUCUCAUUAAAAAAGCCGGAAUAUUGUUCGGUGGGAGGCAACGUUCCCGUUAACGGCGAGGUGUCCAUGGUGACUUCGUCAAUGUGAAGACCCGCUGGAUCAAUUUCUUGGACCUAGUCUCUCGGAGGUGCUCAUAGGGUAGGGUGUGCGUGCGUGCGUCCAUAUGAUUCAGUGUAUGUAUGUAUGUGUGCGUGCAUUUGUUUGUACUGUGUUUUUUUUCCGAAAAAACGUCUUGAAGCAACGUUGCAUCGUGUUUUAUGUUGGUGUUUUUUCAAAACA